Esox lucius (northern pike) is the source of this 1064-nucleotide messenger RNA. It is a transcript of the gene ran, whose product is annotated as RAN, member RAS oncogene family. The record is from RefSeq and is marked provisional. Gene Ontology annotation, molecular function: GTPase activity; GTP binding. Lineage: Eukaryota; Metazoa; Chordata; Actinopteri; Esociformes; Esocidae. Gene Ontology annotation, biological process: ribosomal subunit export from nucleus; protein import into nucleus. Gene Ontology annotation, cellular component: nucleus; cytoplasm.
GCAGCCAUUUACUCUUUUCCUCUUCGUUUCAACGCCGGAGAACAUCUAACGCCACGACACAUCUGAUAAUGGCAGAAGGCGAGCCACAGGUUCAGUUCAAGCUUGUGUUGGUAGGCGAUGGAGGAACGGGAAAGACCACUUUCGUCAAAAGACAUCUGACGGGAGAGUUCGAGAAAAAAUAUGUUGCCACACUGGGAGUGGAGGUGCACCCACUGGUCUUCCACACUAACAGAGGGGCUAUCAAAUACAACGUCUGGGACACAGCCGGCCAGGAGAAGUUUGGUGGGCUCAGAGACGGCUACUACAUCCAAGCCCAGUGUGCAAUCAUCAUGUUUGACGUCACAUCUCGAGUCACCUACAAGAACGUACCCAACUGGCACAGGGACUUGGUGCGCGUCUGUGAGAACAUUCCCAUAGUCCUUUGCGGAAACAAGGUGGAUAUCAAAGACAGGAAAGUCAAAGCCAAGAGCAUCGUGUUCCAUCGCAAGAAGAACCUUCAGUAUUAUGACAUCUCUGCCAAGAGUAACUACAACUUUGAGAAGCCUUUCCUGUGGCUAGCGCGGAAGCUGAUUGGAGACCCCAACCUGGAGUUUGUUGCCAUGCCCGCCCUAGCACCCCCAGAGAUCCUCAUGGACCCAUCCCUCGCCGCGCAGUACGAGCACGACCUCAAAGUUGCGUCAGAAACAGCGCUCCCAGAUGAAGACGAUGACCUUUAACCUGUUACCAGUGACACGCCCCCCCCUACCCGACCAAUCCCCAUGCGGCAGGAAGUUGUCUGAGUUUUGGCUUCUUUACUGUAAAAUCCCGUUGCAGAUUUAUUUUUAUUUUUGAACUUUUUUUUUUCCUGUUUUGUUUGUUUUAAAACUGAAAGACAAACUUGGUGAAGUCGUGUGGUUCUCUAGUUUCACUGUAAGACACGCCCACCCUCGUGUUGUCAUGGCAAUGCGCUGCUCACCAUCGAGCUCCAAGCUUUGCCCUUACCUGGCCCCAACGCUGGCCUAAGGCAGACCAUCCGGAAGCACUUGGGGGUGGAAUUAACUUUGAAAUAAAAACAUUCUCGAUAU